Molecule: messenger RNA, 2684 nt
Organism: Hippocampus zosterae (dwarf seahorse)
Lineage: Eukaryota; Metazoa; Chordata; Actinopteri; Syngnathiformes; Syngnathidae
Gene: gbx2
Product: gastrulation brain homeobox 2
Exons: 2
Coding region: 326-1273 (315 amino acids)
Biological process (GO): regulation of nervous system development; regulation of transcription by RNA polymerase II
Cellular component (GO): nucleus
Molecular function (GO): DNA-binding transcription factor activity, RNA polymerase II-specific; RNA polymerase II transcription regulatory region sequence-specific DNA binding
Source: RefSeq, a predicted model, not a curated record
ACCGGACCAAUCGCUGGCCGGCGUUGUGCGGCGAGGGGCGUGAGAUCAACCAGAGCAAUGAAACAGCGGGGAGCGCAAAUUGAAAUGGCAAAACGUCCACGGACGCACUCGCUGGUGUGGAGGAGAGCGCAGCUGCUUGGUGUGAGGGAACUCGGUGAAAGUUGACGGCUGCUCGGGUGGAAUGCGUGUGCAUCCGGCUCCCCUGAAGCCUUCCGGGCUCCCAACGAAGCGUCCCGGGCGCCCCUGAAGCCCGCGGGGCUCCGUGGGCCCUUCGCCGGCUGUCGCGCACAGUGCUCGUCGUCCGGCCACCGGCGUCGUCGUUCCUAUGAGUGCGGCGUCCAGUCCGCCGUUCGUGGUGAUGCAGCGGCCACUCGGAAGCAGCUCCGCCUUCAGCAUCGACUCUCUCAUCGGGGGGCCUCCGCAGCCCAGUCCAGGACACUUCGUGUACACGGGCUACCCCAUGUUCAUGCCCUACCGCUCGGUGAUGCUGCAACCGCCGCCGCCUGCGCCGCCGCCACCCGCUUCCCUGCAGCCGGCCGGACACCCACCGCACCUCCCGGCGUUGCAAGGCGGCUUUUGCUCCAGCCUCGCUCUCACCUCCACGCUCAUGGCCUCGCUUCCUGGAGGAUUCUCGCCCGGCCAGCACCACCACGACGCUGGCCGAAAGCACGCAGAGGACACCAAGAGUUUGGCGCAAGUGUCCGCGAAAGAAGACGCCGAAACGUCGGUGCAAACAGCCGCAGCGCGAGGACACGCGAGUCCGGACGAGUCCAAAGAGGAUGACUGCGCUCGCAGAGACGAGAGUUUCUCGAUGGACAGCGACGCGGACUACAGCUCGGACGACAACAUGAUGAGCUCCGCGGCGGCCGGGCUGGAUGACGGCCUGCACCUUCACGCCUCUGCCGGCUCUGGCUCGGCCCCCCCGGGAGGCGGAGGAGGCGGCGGCGGCGGCGGCGGGGGUAAGAAUCGGAGGCGACGGACCGCGUUCACCAGCGAGCAGCUCCUGGAGCUGGAGAAAGAGUUCCACUGCAAAAAGUACCUGUCGCUCACCGAGCGCUCCCAGAUCGCGCAUGCGCUCAAGCUGAGCGAGGUGCAGGUCAAGAUCUGGUUCCAGAACCGGCGCGCCAAGUGGAAACGGGUCAAAGCUGGCAACGUCAACAACAAGUCCGGGGAACCGUCGCGGAACCCCAAGAUUGUGGUUCCCAUCCCGGUGCACGUGAGCCGCUUCGCAAUAAGAAGUCAGCACCAACAGCUGGAGCAGAGCCGACCAUAGAACCCUCGAGAACCACUGCCGAGAACUGGCCUCUAUUCAGCGCACUUGGCACUUGUUUAAUUCGCUCUCUUUAAAAAAAAAUUACAGGCCACAGCUGGAAAGUCAAGAAAUGUAACUGCAUUUUUAAACAAGUGCAAUAGGAUCUAAAUAAAUUCAUUGAAGACAAAAAAGACAAACGACAAUUAUGUCCUCAUUUAAGGGACAAAGUUUGAACGGGAAAAGGAUGAUGAUGAUGUCCACGAUAACGAGACAAAUAAGUAACCUAAACGUACAGAAGACGGAAGUGAUUUUUUUUGUACGAGCCCCCCCCCCCCCCGCCCCACAAAGACGCUGCUAGUUUAUUUAAAUCCAAGUGUGCUCAGUGACUUCCAGUGAUUACGUGUCAAUUAAAACAAAAACAAUUAAAAAGAACACGUCUCUUCUUUUUUUCUUUAUUACACGGGGGUUCAUUUUUAAACCGCAUCCAUUUCUUUGGACUCCAAAGUCGAUCCUUUAGAAAUGAAAGUCAACAUUUAAUAGCGAAAACCAGGGUGCCUGAGGCCCCAACCGUCGAGGCAAAAAAUAAUUUGACCAUUUCACCAAUCCGACAAAGAAUUAAAUAAACUUCACUUACAUUUACUAUUUAAUUUAAAACAUUCUACUAAUUUACGAAGGAGGAUGGCUCAUUGUGUCUUUCCCUCCAGCAGCGGGAAUGUGAAACAUAUUCAGUCGUUUUCCACAAAAAUACAGUUUGGAAAAAUAAAAUGUAGGUGUAGGCCUAUUUCUAGAAUUAUAAAUUGACGUUCAGUAAUUAUAAUUACAUCGACAACCUAAAAUAAAUCUAAAUACGUUCAAUUAACAAACGAAUAUCGAGAUUAUAAAGUGCUGACACAUCGAGACAACGAACGAUUUACUUCAAUAGUAACAAUAAACAAAGAAGCUUGUAAAGCUUGAAGGAAGCGACGGGUACUCUCAGGGUCACGUGAUACAUUCACACUGUAAUUAUGAUAAAAUGUCAUCAAACACCAAAAUAAAAUGAAACCGAAAACUCGGAAUAUAUUCAAGUUGUGAAAAACGAUGAUCAAAAUUAGAAGAACACGAAAGUUGAAGUCUUUCUCACUGACGUCAACUUCACGUACCCAUGCACGCACGCCGUUUGAGGUCGAAUGCCUUCUUUUUGAAUUAAUUUAUUUUUUUAACGAUGACAAGAACUCAUUAAAGUAUUGAAAUAAUUGAGGAUUUUCGUUACCGGUAGUGUCAAUACUGGUCAAUGAUUAAUUGGAGUUCUCACUCAAGAGAAGACGCUGUUACUUUCGCCACUAUUUUUCCGAUUUUUGAAUGAAAUUACAAAAUCUCAAGCGUAAAUAGACGUUUUUAAAAAAAGAAAAAAAUAAGUCAAUCAAAUUCAUUCACCAACUUAUUUUACGUAUAA